GGAAGAGCCUGUCAAUCAAAACAGUAAGACGUCAGUUGAUGAGUGCAGCAAAUUGAUCAUUUCUUUCAAAAAAUGGAUAUUGAAAAUAAGACAGAGAAGAAGCCCUACAGAGAGAAGCUCAACAAGGACGCUAGAGACCGAUAUUUGGUAAAGCUGACCUCUAUUAGUAAUGUAGAUCCAUAUGAGCUAGCAGCUAACGCAUGGACAAGCGAUCCCGCCCUGUUUCCCCCAACAACAAAUAUGGACAUCAUUUGCUAUCUUGUUCAUGGUGUCAGUGCUUAUACAUUUGAAGAAUUCCGAAACUAUAAAUCCCUCGAGGCUCAUGGACUUUUUACCAACGGCUGGGUACAAGAUUUAUAUUCAUUUCAACCUGAUGGAUGCACUAACACUGUCAUCACAGCAAAGGUUUUGCACUCCCAACGCCUGCGAGAAGCACCUCUCAAACCCUGGGCUAUCCUAGAAUCAUCAGGGGCCAUAUCCUCCGCUCACUGUACCUGUAUGGCGGGAAUAGGAGAAUCCUGUACACAUGUUGCAGCAAUGCUGUUCAAGUUGGAGGCGGUUGUGAGAUGCAGAGAGACAGUGACAGUGACCGGCAAACCUGCAUACUGGAUGAUACCAGGAAAUCUUUCAAAAGUAGAACCACAACCAGGAUACAGAAUCGAUUUCACAAGUUCAAAAGCAAAGAGAAAGGCUCUGAACAGACUCUUGGAAGGAAAAACUGUAGAUCCAUCUUCUAUCAGGACAACACGAACAAAGGCAACAGGUUCUGUGUCAAAGGAGCAGUUGGACUCAUUUUUUAGAGCAAUUAACAAGGCAUCACCUCAAGCUGCUGUGCUAUCCUGUUUGCCUGAAUAUUGUGACGCAUUUAUUGAUCCAGUUCAAUCACUCACUGUACCACGUUCCCUUCAGUCUCUUCGUGAUGUGACAAUGGAGGGCAAGGAGAUAUCCAUUUUGCGUGAACACUGUAAAUCACUUGCUGGCAGAAUCUCACUUACAAACGAGCAAGCUGACUACAUAGAAAGUACAACAAGAAAGCAAAACAAAUCUUCAACGUGGCAUCAGUACCGUGCAGGGAGGAGGCUGUAUUGA
Molecule: messenger RNA, 1089 nt
Organism: Salarias fasciatus (jewelled blenny)
Lineage: Eukaryota; Metazoa; Chordata; Actinopteri; Blenniiformes; Blenniidae
Exons: 3
Coding region: 73-1089 (338 amino acids)
Molecular function (GO): zinc ion binding
Source: RefSeq, a predicted model, not a curated record